AUUACUACUACUAUGACUUCGCCUAUGUGAUGUGAGGGGAGAUUUGCUAAUGUGUGAUUGUUGGGCUAUGCAGUAACAGUUUUAUAUUUGGAGUUUUUUUUUUUAUCAUCGUCGCGUCAGUAUGCGUCUGUCAUUAUCCUACCUGAUUUCACAUGGCCGUGUAGCUCGCAAACUGGGAUUAGGUCCUCGUUCUCGCCUUGACAUGUUGCGCAACCUUGUCACCGGACUCGUCCGACACGAAAGGAUUGAAACAACUUACGCCAGAGCAGAUGAAAUGAGAUUUUAUGCAGAAAAGCUGAUAGAUUAUGCCAAAUGUGGUGACACUGAUGAAAAAGCAAUGAAGAUGGCAAAUUUCUGGCUUACGGAGAAAGAUCUGAUACACAAACUGUUUAAAGUAUUGGCUCCUCGGUUUCAACCCUAUGAUGGAGAAUAUACUAGAUUUUUUCACAUCCCUAACCGAGAGAACUUGGACAGAGCCAAAAUGGCAGUUAUUGAGUACAAAGGAAAUCCCUUUCCACCACUCAUUACCCGUCAACGAGAUAACGACAAAACAUUGCUCAAUCAGCUCUUGAAAGGAUUAAGAGAAGAUACAGCAAAGCAAAAGAUGGGAGGCCACGUUGAGUCACAGUAACUGUUAAUCCAUCAGAGAAAGAAGGAAGUGCUAAGUAAAUAACAGUGGCACUGAUGUUUGGGAACAAAUUGUAUUGCUUCACAUAUGUUUAUCAUGAAUACUCUGCACUGACAUGGAUUAUGCAUUUGUGCACCUUUAAAAAUAUAUAUUUUUGAUAAAGUUUAA
Messenger RNA from Protopterus annectens (West African lungfish), 796 nucleotides. It is a transcript of the gene MRPL17, whose product is annotated as mitochondrial ribosomal protein L17. The coding region runs from base 122 to 631 and encodes 169 amino acids. The transcript has 3 exons. Gene Ontology annotation, molecular function: structural constituent of ribosome. Gene Ontology annotation, biological process: translation. The record is from RefSeq and is a predicted model, not a curated record. Gene Ontology annotation, cellular component: mitochondrial large ribosomal subunit; ribosome. Lineage: Eukaryota; Metazoa; Chordata; Ceratodontiformes; Protopteridae.